Molecule: messenger RNA, 204 nt
Organism: Linum trigynum
Lineage: Eukaryota; Viridiplantae; Streptophyta; Magnoliopsida; Malpighiales; Linaceae
Source: the annotation of a GenBank genome assembly
AUGGACGCUCGCGUCCCCGAUCGGGACCGCCCCGACGACGACAAUUCCCCCGCCACUUCUGAAUCUUCCUCCGACAUUGGUGACGGCGGCGCUGGGUUCCGAACAUGGAUUGCUAGUCGAGGUCGUGGUCAGAAACAGGAACCCGAUCAGAGAGAUCAAAUACAGUUUGCCGGAGGGAGCGUUCAGCUUUGCUUCUGCAGGUAA